Messenger RNA from Coprinopsis cinerea okayama7#130, 429 nucleotides. RefSeq lists its product as hypothetical. Bases 1 to 429 code for a protein of 142 amino acids. The transcript is spliced from 5 exons. NCBI's taxonomy places the organism in Eukaryota, Fungi, Basidiomycota, Agaricomycetes, Agaricales, Psathyrellaceae. The record is from RefSeq and is a predicted model, not a curated record.
AUGGCUUCAGACGCUGCCUCACCCAUUCAAAAUUUGGGGCUUGAUCCCGAAAUCACUGAGAGCUUAUUCCCCAACGACCAAGAUGUCCAAGAGACCUGUAAUCUCUACAAGAGCGAUGCCAUGCAUGAAAAAGGCGUGUACUAUCUGGAACAUGACUUCCUGCGUCUCAAGCUACCAUCAGGAAGGACAUGGACGAUAUACGGCUCACCGAGUGCUCCUCGAUACGCUUCCGGUGCCUUCCAAUACACAAAUUCUGAAGAGGCUAAACGAAUAUAUGAUCGCAUUCCGGACGACGUCGACAUUCUUUUGACCCAUACUCCACCGCACGGAGUGCUCGACCUCACGAGAAAAGGAAAGCGCGCCGGUUGCCCAUCUCUCGCGGAGCGCCUGAAGGCCCUGUCUUCGUGCAAACUACACGUCUUCGGGUAG